UGCCUCGACACUGACCUCUUUUUCUCCCUUCACAUCCAUCCAUCUCUCCCUUCACCACCCUCUCCUCUUGCAUUUACUCUUAUCAUAGAGUUCUUGCAACCGUUUUUUCUCUGUUCUAAUAGACCGCCGGUUAGAGCAAGAAUUGCCUACGAGCGCAGUCCGUGGGCACCAAUUCACCCACAGACCGCUGUUUCUCAGCGCCCUCAUUGAAAAAUCCGAUCUUGAAAAAGGUCGACCCUUAAUCCUUUCCUUACCACCCUUCGAACCUCGAAUCGAAAGUUUGCUGCGAAAUGCCAGCAGUCGACAACAUGACUUCCACACCAGUAUCCUCCGCAAAGGAGACCAAGCAGUCCCUCGCCACCCUUGAGCAGAUGUUGCAAAAAUUGUCCGUGAGCAAGACUCAAGAUGAGGCAAAUGAAUCCGCCAACAACCUCGCCACUCUCCUGAACGGCCCCAUUGAGGAGCACGCUGUGCCCCAGAAGGCAUUGGAAACCUUCAAGAAGCAACUUGCCAACAAGAAGGAUGCUCUCGUCAGAGAGCGUGCCGUUGAGGGCAUCAAGGCCAUUGCCGCGCACUCCACCAUUUCACCUGCGGUCGAGCCAUAUCUGAUUUCCUUCCUCCCGCUCACCCUUGCCGCCGUCGGUGACAAGAUGGUCUCUGUCAAGAACGCUGCGCAGGCCGCAUCCCAAGCCAUCGUCCGAGCCAUCAACCCCAAUGCCGUCCGGGCCGCCCUUCCUCACAUCCGAAGUUCCAUCAUCACUGCCCAGAAAUGGCCAGAAAAGAUGAACGGCCUCGACUGCAUCGAGACAUUGGUCGAAACCGCGCCUACCCAACUUGCUUUCCUCGUUCCUACGCUGCUUCCGAUCGUUUCCGAGUCGAUGUGGGAUACUAAGCCCGAAGUCAAGAAGAAGGCAUACGGCACUAUGGAAAAGAUCUGCAAGUUGAUUGAAAACAAGGAUAUCGAAAGAUUCAUCCCCGAGCUGAUCAAGUGUAUCGCUAAGCCUGAGAACGUUCCUGAAACCGUUCACUUGCUUGGUGCUACCACCUUUGUCACCGAUGUCCAUGAGCCUACACUGGCAAUUAUGGUUCCCCUGCUUGAGCGUGGUCUGGCUGAGCGUGAGACCGCCGUUCGAAGAAAGGCUGCUGUCAUUGUCGACAACAUGUGUAAACUUGUCGAGGAUCCCCAGAUUGUUGCCGCUUUCUUGCCCAAACUGAUGCCUGCUCUUACCAAGAACUUCGAGACCAUGGCCGACCCUGAGGCACGUGAGAAGACCAAACAAGGUCUUGACACUCUUUCACGUGUUGGUGCUGUUAAGGAAGAUGGCAGCUUCCCUGAGGUUUCUAAGGCCGGUGAGAUUUCCACCGUGUCCGAGAUCCUCAAGUCCAUCCUUGAGCAGAAGCACAAGGACGCAAUUGCCAAGUCUGAGCAAGUUAUUGAGUACGUCUCCGCCAUUGCCGGUCAGUUAAUCGACGAAAAGGCCACAGAAGCCAUCGAGUGGGUUACCAACACCCAGGAGUUCCUCAAGACUAUUGUUGGCGAGACUGAUGCAGCGGCUGUUGCCGACUCACUCCGCAAGCGUGCCUCUCCAGGUAUCGAGGAAGAGGCCGAGGCUGAACCUGAUGACGAAGAGGGCGAGGAUCUCUGCAAUUGCACAUUCAACUUGGCCUACGGUGCUAAGAUUCUCCUCAACCAAACUCACCUCCGUCUAAAGCGUGGUCAGCGAUAUGGUCUUCUGGGACCCAACGGUUCCGGCAAAUCCACUCUCAUGCGUGCCAUCAACAACGAACAGGUCGAAGGUUUCCCCAAGAAGAGCGAGGUCAAGACCGUCUUCGUCGAGCACGACCUUGACGCCGCCGAUACCGAGCUUACCGUCAUCGGCUGGACCAUGAUGAAAUUGAAGCAAGUCGGUAUUGAGACGUCAAAAGAUGACAUCGAGAAGCAGCUCCUUGAGUUUGGUUUCCUUCAAUCACAAUUCGAAGGUCUGAUCACCUCACUCUCUGGCGGUUGGAAGAUGAAGCUUGCCCUUGCCCGUGCCGUGUUCGAGAAUCCGGAUAUCCUGCUGCUUGACGAGCCUACCAACCAUCUGGACGUCAAGAACGUGGCUUGGCUCGAGGACUACCUCAAGAACUCUCCGUGCACUUCUAUCAUUGUCUCUCACGACUCCAAGUUCUUGAACAACGUCAUCCAGCACGUUAUUCACUACGAGCGUUUCAAGCUCCGCCGAUACCGUGGUAACCUGACCGAGUUCGCCAAGAGAGUGCCAUCUGCUCGGUCCUACUUUGAGCUUGGUGCUUCUGAGAUGGAAUUCAAAUUCCCCGAGCCUGGUUUCCUCGAGGGUGUCAAGACCAAGGCCAAGGCCAUCGUCCGUGUCAGCAAAAUGACCUUCCAAUAUCCAGGUACCGACAAACCUCAGAUUCAGGAUAUUACCUUCCAGGUCUCUCUUGGUUCUCGUAUUGCCGUCAUUGGCCCCAAUGGUGCCGGCAAAUCUACCCUGGUCAACGUUCUCACUGGUGAAUUGAUCCCCACGCAGGGUGAGGUCUACCAGCAUGAGAACAUCCGUAUUGCUUACAUCAAGCAACACGCUUUCGCUCACAUCGAUAACCAUUUGGACAAGACUCCAUCCGAGUACAUCCAAUGGCGUUUCCAGACUGGUGAAGAUCGUGAGACCAUGGAUCGUGCCAACAAGAUCGUCACUGAGGAUGAUGAAAAGGCCAUGGACAAGAUCUUCAGGGUUGAAGGAACCCAACGUCGUGUCAUUGGUAUCUCCUCCCGAAGAAAGUUCAAGAACUCCUAUGAGUACGAGUGCUCGUUCGCCCUUGGUGAAAACGUCGGCAUGAAGAACGAGAAGUGGACGCCUAUGAUGACUGCGGACAAUGCCUGGCUUCCUCGAAACGAGCUUCUGGCUUCUCAUCAAAAGAUGGUCGCAGAUGUUGAUCAGAAGGAGGCUCUCGCCAGCGGUCAAUUCCGACCCCUGGUCCGUCGCGAAAUCGAGCAACACGGUGCCAACUUCGGUCUCGAUACCGAACUCAUCUCCCACUCCCGGAUGCGUGGUCUCUCUGGUGGUCAACGUGUCAAGGUCGUGCUUGCUGCUUGCACGUGGCAACGUCCUCAUUUGAUUGUCCUGGACGAGCCUACCAACUACCUCGACCGUGACUCCCUCGGUGCUCUGUCCAAGGCUCUCAAGACCUUCGAGGGUGGUGUCGUCAUCAUCUCUCACAACGCUGAGUUCACUGAGAGCUUGACCAACGAAGUUUGGUCUGUCGUGAGCGGCCGAAUGACGCCAUCUGGACAUAACUGGGUUACCGGACAAGGUGCUGGUCCUCGUCUAACCGACAAGGGAGACGAUGAGGAAGACAAGUUUGAUGCCAUGGGUAACAAGAUUGAAGGCAACAAGAAGGCCAAGAAGUUGACAUCGUCUGAGCUCAGAAAGAAGAAGAAGGACCGUAUGGCUCGCCGCAAGAGAGGUGAAGAAGUGUUCUCCGAUGAGGACGACUGAGCGACAGACAUCCAGACCUUUUCACGCAAUCACGGCUUCGAAGAUGCAUUCACCGGCGUUUAUUACGACAUGAUAUUCCUGGGCAAGUGUAUUCGGCAAUGUUUUUUUGAAAUGCUUUGAGUUGUCUUUCGACUAUUCAGGUCCAAAGAACAAAAGAAAAGAAUGGCGAUAGAGAGUCGUUGCAUGAUAUCCUUGACGAUAGACUAAGAGAGUCGAUUGAGACGAUCAGCCAUCCAUAGAUAGUGGCAUGUUGCCGAAUGCAAAAAUGUUGAACAAAGAUUGAACAGUAUUGUUUUCUUACAUGGA
Exophiala viscosa is the source of this 3803-nucleotide messenger RNA. RefSeq names its product elongation factor EF-3. The record is from RefSeq and is a predicted model, not a curated record. Bases 291 to 3497 code for a protein of 1068 amino acids. Gene Ontology annotation, molecular function: ATP hydrolysis activity; ATP binding; translation elongation factor activity. The transcript is spliced from 2 exons. NCBI's taxonomy places the organism in Eukaryota, Fungi, Ascomycota, Eurotiomycetes, Chaetothyriales, Herpotrichiellaceae.